AAACUCUUAAACCACGAGAUGAUGACCUGAGCUGAAAUCAAACAUGACUGACUGAGCGACCCAGAUGCCCCUAUUUCAUUUUAUUUUAAACAUAGUGGCAUUCCGAGUAAUAAAUGACUUUCUAGGAGACUUUAAAAAUAAACUAUGAAGUUGACUCAAAAAUUCUAUUUGAAAAGUGCUGGCUAAUAGGGGUAACAUCUGGACAGCCAUUAUGACAUACAGAUGUUAUACUGAUUUCAAAUACUCCUUACUCCUAAUUUAGUAGGAAAAAAUUAAAGCAUGCUUCAGGAUCAUAUUUUUAACUAUGAAAUAGGAAAACUGUCACUUGAAGUUUCUGUCCUCGCGAGUAACCAUUGGUACUUAGUAUUUACAAAUAUUAAGUAUGUGUUAACUUGGGAAAAAACAUAACAUAGUGAUGAAGGCUUGUAGGUCAGUAACUACUAUUCUCUACCAUUAAUAUCACUUGCCUUUAAAACAGAACACAAAGCUCACUGGGUGAAUGGGCAGUGUGGAAAAUGUUGAAUUCUAGUUUUCUUAAACUAGAUAGACUUUUGUAUUGGUAACAUUUUAUAUAACAAAAUAGGCUUAAAUAUAAAAUCCUUAUUAAUCUUAAUGUUUCAUCUUAAAAGAAGAGUUAAAGUAUCUUGGAUUUGCUUCAAAAUAAUGAGGGUGUACAAAUUAUAUUAAAUGAAGAUGGCCUUGUGUUGAUCGUUAUUGUCAUUGGGUGAUGAGUAUAUGAAGAUUCAAUAAUAAUACUCCCUACUUUGUAGAAGUUUGAAAUUUUCCUAUAAUAAAUUUCUUUAAAACACUAAGCAUAUAGUCUGUAAUAAUAUAAUACUAAAAUUAGGGGCUAUUAUAUAAGUUCAUUUUCAAGAAGCAAUAUAUAAAUAUUCUAUAUAUAGAGAAAUAAAUAUCGUAUGUUUCUAUUUGUAUGUAAUUGGCCCCCAGUCCUCGGUGUUGCAGUUGACAGCCACUCAGGAGGACGAGGGGGUCAAUGCAGAAGUAAACAACUACCUCAGGAGCACUUCACAGAGUACAGGGCAUAUAUAUAAAUAUGUAUAGGAAUUUCGAAGAGGAAUAUAUAUAUUAUAGAGAUUGUAGAGAACAAUUGGAUUCAAGAGGAAAAUGCCUGCGGUUCCACACGGGGCCUCUGGGCGCCGCUGUCGGCCAGUACAGGGCAAGCGCAGUCGCCUGGGAUUUCUGUCUCCAGCCUGGGAUUUCCUGGGCAGUCACCAACACAGAAGAAAAUCUGCUCAUACAACUGGGUCUCCUGGAGGCGCAGACUUUGCCCAACAUUUACGGAUUCCCAGGUACGCUUGUCAUGGGUGGAAUGCUCUUCCAGUGACGCCGUGGAUUGCAGUUUCUUUGACAUUCCGGAAAGACUGGGACCCAGCGAGAACUAGAGCGCGCAAUGGGAGGGAGCUGCGUUCAGAGGCGCCCGGCCGGCAGGCGGCAGGUACUGUUUCCCUUCCUGCUACCUUUGUUCUACCCCGCGGUCAGCGAGCCGAUCCGCUACUCGAUUCCCGAGGAACUGGCCAAGGGCUCGGUGGUGGGGAACCUCGCCAAGGAUCUCGGGCUCAGUGUCCUGGACGUGUCAGCUAGGAAGCUGCGAGUCAGCACGGAGAAGCUGCUUUUCAACGUAGACGCGGAGAGCGGGGACUUACUAGUGAAGGACCGAAUAGACCGGGAGCAGAUAUGCAAAGAGAGAAGAAGAUGUGAGUUGCAGUUGGAAGCCGUGGUGGAAAAUCCUUUAAAUAUCUUUCAUAUCAUUGUGGUUGUUGAGGAUAUUAAUGACCAUGCCCCUCAAUUCGAUAAAAAGGAAAUACUUUUAGAAAUUUUUGAAUCUGUAUCAGAAGGUGCACGAAUAUCCCUUGACCCUGCCACUGACCCCGAUAUAAACAUGAACUCAGUUAAAGAUUAUCAGAUAAAUCCUAACCCUUAUUUCUCAUUAAUGGUUAGAGUUAAUUCCGAUGGUGGUAAAUAUCCAGAGUUAACUUUGGAAAAACUCCUAGACAGGGAAGAGCAGCAUUCUCAUCACUUGAUAUUGACUGCCUUGGAUGGGGGGAACCCACCAAGAAGUGCCACCACUCGAAUAGAAAUCUCUGUCAGGGAUGCUAAUGAUAACUUUCCGGUGUUCAGCAAAGAUGAAUACAGAAUCAGUAUUAGUGAAAAUCUGCCCCCUGGAUCCUCCGUGUUGCAGGUGACAGCCACUGACAAGGAUGAGGGGGUCAAUGCAGAAGUGAACUACUACUUCAGGAGCACUGCUCAGAGUACAAGGUACAUGUUCUUGCUGAAUGAGAAAACAGGUAUGAUUAAGAAUAACCAGUCAUUGGAUUUUGAGGAUAUAGAAAGAUAUACCAUGGAAGUGGAAGCAAGGGAUGGAGGUGGACUCUCUACCCAAUGUAAAGUAAUCAUUGAAAUCCUAGAUGAAAACGACAACAGGCCAGAAAUAAUCAUCACCUCUCUCUCUGAUGAAAUUUUGGAGGAUUCUCUUCCAGGAAUGGUGGUUGUUCUCUUCAAAACACGGGACAAGGAUUUCGGGGGAAAUGGAGAAGUCACAUGUAACAUAGAAAAGGAUAUUCCUUUCAAGAUUUACUCCUCUUCUAAUAAUUACUACAAGCUGGUGACAGAUGGACCCCUAGACCGAGAACAGACUCCGGAAUACAAC
Molecule: messenger RNA, 2668 nt
Organism: Herpailurus yagouaroundi (jaguarundi)
Lineage: Eukaryota; Metazoa; Chordata; Mammalia; Carnivora; Felidae
Product: protocadherin gamma-B6-like
Exons: 1
Biological process (GO): homophilic cell-cell adhesion
Cellular component (GO): plasma membrane
Molecular function (GO): calcium ion binding
Source: RefSeq, a predicted model, not a curated record